This is a messenger RNA of Onychostoma macrolepis, 2302 nucleotides long. RefSeq lists its product as uncharacterized. NCBI's taxonomy places the organism in Eukaryota, Metazoa, Chordata, Actinopteri, Cypriniformes, Cyprinidae. The record is from RefSeq and is a predicted model, not a curated record. The transcript has 4 exons. The coding region runs from base 398 to 2302 and encodes 634 amino acids.
CAAAAAUUAUUGUACAAUCCACUUAUUUGUAUGCAUUGUCAACCAGGACAAUGUAUGUAAACCGACAGAUUAUAAUCUAUGUAGUACAGAACUGUAAAAAGCACCUGGUGAAAAUGUAACAAAAAGAAAAAAGUGAUAGUGCAGAUCAUAGUUACUAGUUUAGUCCCUGCUUUGGGAGCUAAUAUUUUUACUUUUUAAUCUUUGAAAUACUUAUCACUAUUUUCAUUUUCUGUAUAAAUAUGCUGUACAUUUUUCCAGGUUUUGAUUUGGGAAAUGUUAUUUACUGUCUCAAAUAUAGCUAUUAAAAAUAUUCAUAAACCAUGUAUGUCCUGUUCUGUCACCAUUUAGCUCCUGGCACUGUUUUUACUUGACAGCCUUUGGAAAUUAUCAGGACAAAAUGGUUUGGCUCCUCACUAUAAUAUUAGGACUGCCUCUUCUACAGCAACCUGUCUCAACACAACCCAUAAGCCACAACAACCUGAGCAUCCAGGCAAUUGGUGACUUUCCAAAAAAUCUACCCGCAUCACAUAACACAAACUGGAUUGAGGAAAGUGUUGACAACAGAUUUACCAAAGACUUGCUUUUACCCCUUCUGCCUAACUCGAGCAUAAAUGAGGGAUCUGGGGAAGGAAGUGGAAUUCAGCAGAGCCUUGAGGUUAUGCUGCCCUCUACUGGUCUACUGGAGAUGGACAUGUUAAUUCCAGACAGAGCAGAGAAACAAGAUUUUGACAUGCAAGAGUUAGGUGCUCACCCUGCCCCUCCAACUCCACUUAAACUAACCCAGCAUAUUGAUGAAGAUGAUCAAGAUAUAAUUUUAGAAAAUAAUAACAGUGCCUCCGGUCAAGCUACUUCCACAAUGGCUGUUCAGUUGACUACACACAUCCACACAAAUAACAAUGAGAGAUUGAACAAAGACCAACCUUUGUUGACAACCAUCAAACCAAUUACAGAGACGAACAGUACAGGAAAGUCUCCAGUCAAUAUGCAUUUAGUGACAUUUAGUAUAGAUAUAGAGGUGAACAACAAAGAAGACAUGGAGGCUUCUCAAGAUACAGAGUAUGUUGCAUCCACACAGAGUUUAAGCUCAACCACAAAGCCUGAAAUGUUGGGAAACAAUGGCACCCUUGUGACACAGUCUGGCUCCAUCCAAGGGUUCCUUGAUCUCACAGUUGGAGAGGAACGUUAUGGCACCAACCAUUCGCCUGCAGCCACACCUCGAUUACAGACUGGUAAGGAGGGACGUGAAGAGACUACAUCUGAUUUACCCGUGGGGUCAUCAUCCACAACAAAUAGAGCCACAGAUUACUCAAAAAACAAAGAUGACAAAAAGCCAAAAUGGUUUGGAAGUUUAUUUGGACUAUUAAAUGAGCACAACCUGUCUGAUGUCAUAGGCACAUGCAUACUAGGCCCAUGUGUGGUCUCCACUGGUGGCAAUGUGACCCGGCUACAAUUUGGGUGGGGCUGGUGGCUCGGGCAGCUCUCUGCACGACUGCUUGAGCUGGCCUGGAGUUUCUCUCUUUUACUACUGGGAUCUCAGGUGUUCUGGAAACCACAAGGAAGUAAGCAGACAGCUAAGAGAGCAGGGAAGAGGAAACCGGUGUCACGCUGGAACAGGCUGUUGGACAGGUUACCAACAGGGCCUUGGAGGAGACCAGAUAGGAAUUGGGCUGAACUGUUGCCGAAUAACUGGAAAGAUCACAAGCAGUCUCAUGCAAAUGUCAAUCAUUCGGUCAUCCGAAACCAAGCAACUCCAGCGACCUCAAUAAUGACUGUGCACGACAACGCUGGAGGUCUUAGCGAAGGCGUCCUAUACAGCAGCAGUUAUGACCAUUACGCCUCUCCUCUGUGGACUAGUGGUGUGGAAUGGCAAGAACACGAGUGCUUUCUCUCACUUAUUGAGUUUGACCUUUGCCCCCCUUCACCUGUCAACCUCCAUCACAGCAUUGACAAGGCCCUCCAUCAUGCUCAUAUGCUUGGUGUUGGUACCCUUUUCACCCCUUCAGCACCCUCCUGGACCCAAAAUGAAGGAUCAGGUGGACUGCUCUGUGAUAAUGUUGUAUCACCCUCCUCCCCAACUAACAAAGCCUAUAGGUGGGCUUUGGACAAUGGCUUGAGUCCUAACUCCCCUCAGCAUCUUGGCAAUGCAGUACAGCAGACUCAAGUGUCUGUGAUUGAGCCCCUGGAUUCCUUAACUCCAGAGACUGUUAGAAAAGUGUGGGAGAGAGAUAUGGCCAUCCCAAGAGUCACUGUGGAUGAUGACCGCACCAGCAUAGCGAGUGAAGAUGACGUCACAAGUUUUUGA